Molecule: messenger RNA, 2496 nt
Organism: Odontomachus brunneus
Lineage: Eukaryota; Metazoa; Arthropoda; Insecta; Hymenoptera; Formicidae
Gene: Herp
Product: homocysteine-responsive endoplasmic reticulum-resident ubiquitin-like domain member 2 protein
Exons: 4
Coding region: 41-1144 (367 amino acids)
Biological process (GO): endoplasmic reticulum unfolded protein response
Molecular function (GO): protein binding
Source: RefSeq, a predicted model, not a curated record
UCGCAGACUGACAAGCUGACGUCCUCCUCUCCUUACGAGGAUGGCAAACGCCGCGGUUAAUCUAGUCAUAAAGGCGCCGAAUCAGCAAAUCAAGGACCAAGUGGUCAAAUGCAAUCUCGGCUGGACCAUCGGUCGUCUGAAGGAGUACCUGUCGGAAGUUUAUCCCAGCAAACCGGAAUGUUCACACCAGAAAUUAAUAUAUUCUGGGCAAUUGUUGAGUGACUCAGCACAGUUAAAGGACGUUCUGAGACAAUGCAACGACUCAAAGGAUCAAGCGUAUACAGUUCAUUUAGUUUGUACACCACAAAGUACAUGGACCGGUAAAGUUACAUCAGAUCAAACAGGAACCAGUGAGAAUGUUGAUGUGACAAGCAACGUUCAUAUGAGAACUAACAUUGCUCAAAAUCAAAGCCACGAAAACACUAACGUUACCACACAACCUCAACAGAUGUAUUCGCCGCAGCAAUACUUUGACCCUCAAAAUAGCCAACAGUUAGCUUGGAUGCAAGCGUACACGCAUUAUUUUACACAAUACAUGCAGCUCAUGACUGCACAAGGCAUCCAACUACAAGCAAGUGUUCCGUAUCUGCAGCAGAUGAAUAUUAACACGAACGAUAUGACUCAAAACACAUACACGGCGAACAGUAAUAAUAACAACAACGUCGGUGACGAACAGGCCCAAGCGGUAGCGCAAGACGCGGCUGAUAUCAAUGCAGGAAAUAUAGGGGAAGACGCUGCGUUCAAUCGCGAUUGGUUGGAUUUCUUCUACAUGUUGUCCAGGAUUAUCGUUCUGUUUGGCAUUGUAUAUUUCUACUCGUCCCCUCUCAGGUUCCUCAUCGUCACGUUUUUAGGAUUUGUGAUAUAUCUAUAUCAAGGCGGAUUCUUCAGGGAGCGAGCGAUUUUACUAGCCGAGAACAACAACGGCCGCGCAGACAACAAUAAUCAGGUAUUACAUAAUGAAGUGGUGGGACCGCAAGCAGUGCCGCAGCAACAAAACGCUCAAGUGCCAACUGUGCAGCAGCCAGAACCACGGACAAACGCUAACGAGAACGAAGAGCAAAGACCAGGCGCCCUCGCCUUCACCUGGACCUUCUUCAGUUCGUUCUUCGCCUCGCUUAUUCCGGACCAGCCAAACGUCAUUUAAUCCCGUCUGAAGCUCUUAUAAAAAAAGUCGUAAAGGCUUUCUUUUACUUCGCACUUUACCGAAACGUGAUAUAAGAAAUUCUAGAGAUAUUAGACGGUCUGUAGAGUCAUAAGCGCUUAACUCAUGACGAAUUUCAUACACACACUCCACGAAAGUCUGAUCAGUUUUACGAAAUACGAUUUUUGUAACUAAAUCUAAUAUAUAUAUAUAUAUAUACAUAUAUAUAUAUAUGAAUGUUGAUAUACGUGUAUUAGUAAUCAACGUCAAACGCUUAAGAUGAGGAACUAUUAUCACGAGAAAACAUUUUCAAUGAAUACAUGUACAGAUUAUAUGCAGGAUGUGUCAUUAUAGUCGUGAAAUAUUUUGGCAGUAUAUUCGAAAGAUUGAUCAGAAAACUCAAUAUGGAAAUCUUACAAUGACUAAAAUUGAAAUCUAUAACCGUGCGUAAAACGUGCAUAUAAAUCACGCGUUUUUCAUUAUUUAACUAUUGGCGAGUACGAGCCUGAGUAUUCAAAUUGUGUGCAAUACAAUGAUUGCAAUGCAAUGAUUACUCGUGCAAUAACAAUUAUUACUUUGCUCGUAUCUCGGAGAUUAAUGUUAUUACGAUAUUUCCAUAUUAGAAUGUUUAACUUUAAUUAAAUAUUUUAUUUUGUGAUUAAUGUAACUCCCGAGAAUAUACUAAUUAAAAUAUUUCAUCGUAGUUACUGAGGCAUUCUGUAUGUUUCCAUGUCGCGUACAUACGCGUCUAAGAAAAGCGAAAUAUAUACAACUUACAGUUUACAAAACAAAAUAAUGAUCAUGUUAUAUUUGUAGUUAUUAAACCUAACUUUUCUUCAAAAGAAGAUUGUUAGAAUCAUCAUCCCAAAGCUGUUAGGGUUUAUUGUAUAAAGAAAAUUUUUUAUGUUUUUGUAGUAAUAUAUAUAUAUAUAUAAAUAUACAACGAGAUAUAAUAUAUGGUGUAUAUAUACACACACACACAACACACGCAUAUAAAUGUAAGAGACAUAUAAUUCUCGUAGAGCUUGUAUCAUAUAAGACGACGAUAAUGAUGAAAUAGGCGCUUAAAGAUUUUCUUCAAGGAAAUUGCUAUGGCAAUACUGUUAUUACGCGAAGAUUAUUUCUGUGAUGUUUAAUACGGUUGAAUAUAUUUAGCGUGAUAGCCUUGUAAAAUAUUAUCGCGCUUCGUUCAUAUGUAUUACUAUUAUCGAUAAAAAUAAUAUAUUCAAGGCGGAGGUAUUAGUAGUGAAACUGUUAAAAAUUUCCGUAAUUUUCCUAAAUAGUCGCGUCGAACGCCGACGAAGAUGAGGGUGUAUGUAAAGCGAAUAAAACGGUUUUUGAAGUCUGUCGUUUAA